AGGCCUCAGAACAACUGUAGGCAAUUGUGACAAAUGACAACUGACACUUGUUUAUGAAUCUGAUGUGGCCCAAUCAUGUCGAGUCGAACAUUUUUUCUAAUAACUUAAUUCUUUUUCUGUUAUAAAUGUGCUGCUAGAGGAAGGAGUUUGUCGUAAAUAUGGCAUAUCAAACACUUUUACAGGAGUAUAUGCUCAUACCUCCCGUAACAAGAGCUUAUACCACCGCUUGUGUGGUCACCACUCUAGCAGUCCAACUGGACUUAGCGUCACCACUUCAACUAUAUUUCAAUCCUAAUCUAAUACUGCACAAAUACCAACUAUGGAGGCUGAUUACCACAUUCCUAUUCUUUGGAAAUUUAGGGUUCAAUUUCUUUUUCAAUAUGAUAUUUACCUACAGAUACUGUAGGAUGCUUGAAGAAGGCUCAUUCAGGGGGCGGACGGCUGAUUUUGUUGUUAUGUUCAUGUUUGGUGGAGUAUUAAUGAUUUUAUGCGCUUUCUUUGUUAAUUUAUUAUUUUUAGGACAAGCAUUUACCAUCAUGAUUGUUUAUGUCUGGUCGCGCAGGAAUGUCUUUGUGAGGAUGAACUUCUUUGGGUUGAUGAAUUUUCAGGCACCUUACCUCCCUUGGGUGUUACUCGGAUUUUCGGUCUUGCUAGGCAAUGCUAUAUCAGUGGAUUUAGUUGGAAUGGCUAUUGGACAUGUAUACUUUUUCCUGGAAGAUGUGCUACCAAGGCAAAGACGAGGACAAAAAUUUCUGAAGACACCUGCAUUCCUGAAAAGGCUUUUUGAUCCGCUGCCGGAGGAGCCAGAAUAUGUGCCGCUUCCUGAAUUGGACAACAUACGACCAGGUGGAUUCGACUGGCGCCGACCUUACCAACCCAACAACCAAGAAAAUGAAAAUAGAUAAACAUUUAUGCUACCAAAACGGCGAGUGAUAAUAUUUAAAGCCAAACUACAUAUUUAAGAUAUCAAUAUUGCGUAAUGGUAUUUUUGGAAGUAGGAGGUUUCAUGUCUAGUACAUUUAAUGUAAUGUGUGAAUUUAGCCAUAAGAAAAAUAUUCAAUGCCAA
Messenger RNA from Manduca sexta (tobacco hornworm), 1066 nucleotides. RefSeq names its product derlin-2 (gene Der-2). The transcript is spliced from 5 exons. Gene Ontology annotation, cellular component: Hrd1p ubiquitin ligase ERAD-L complex; endoplasmic reticulum membrane. Bases 159 to 905 code for a protein of 248 amino acids. Lineage: Eukaryota; Metazoa; Arthropoda; Insecta; Lepidoptera; Sphingidae. Gene Ontology annotation, molecular function: ubiquitin-specific protease binding; misfolded protein binding. Gene Ontology annotation, biological process: endoplasmic reticulum unfolded protein response. The record is from RefSeq and is a predicted model, not a curated record.